Messenger RNA from Procambarus clarkii (red swamp crayfish), 1746 nucleotides. Lineage: Eukaryota; Metazoa; Arthropoda; Malacostraca; Decapoda; Cambaridae. The record is from RefSeq and is a predicted model, not a curated record.
AUGUUUGAACACGCCUCAAGUGUAAGUGUUGAGCGCACAAAAUAUAGACACAUGAAGAGUUAUGAUAACAUGGGUGAAGACAAACAAGCCAACUCUGGCCUUACAAUGCCCCGUGUCCGUCCAGGCUACGACUCCAUACGGGUCCAGGAGGGUAGCGGGAGGUUGUUCCAGCGGUUCUUGGAGACGCCGACGAGCGCAGAGGUGCCAGAGGGGGCGGACGUGGUCCUCAGGUGCCGUGUGGAACACCAGCAAGGCCAAGCACAGUGGACCAAAGAUGGCUUCGCUCUGGGGUUCAAGCGUGAUGUUCCGGGGUAUCCUCGCUACAUGUACCUGGGUGACCCAGAAGCGGGGGAGCACCACCUGCUCAUCACCAGGGCUACUAUCACGGAUGACGGCGAGUACCAGUGCCAGGUGGGACCCACCCUCACCAACCCACCCAUCUGGGCCACUGCCAACCUCACAGUCCUCUUACCACCUGCAAGGAUCAGAAUGGAAGGUGGGAGUCAAGGUUCAGUAGUGCAGGUGGUGGCAGGCAAGUCCUUCACUCUUCAGUGCCUAGUAGCAGAUGCUCGCCCUCCUCCCACUAUUCGCUGGUACCUGGGGCAUCACCAGGUAGACCCAGGUCAGGUGGAGUCACAGGUGGUGUCAACAUCGUCACCACAGAGAUGGAGCUUACAUAGCCAACUGACACUGAGGGCCAGAGCUGAGGAUAAUGGCAAGAUGAUCACAUGUCAUGGAGAGCACCCAGCCUUGAUGCCCCCAGCAGCCCUCACAGCCUCCCGCACCCUCAUCGUUCUACAUCGUCCCAGCACACCUGUCAUCAGUGGGUACCUUCCUGGUGAGGCUCUGCAUGUUGGGGAACUUCGUACUCUCACAUGCAGUGUGUCAGGGGGCAACCCACGGCCUUCCCUCCUCUGGUACCAUAGUGGCCACCUCCUUGACGACACGUUCUCCAGUGAUGCUGUUGGGACAGUGAACACCCAUGACCUGCUGGUGACAUCACUGCAAGAUGGCUCCCGUUACGAAUGUCAUGCCCAGAGCAAAUUCCUGGAGCAGCCUCUGGUAGUCAAUGUCACCCUCACUGUUCAUUACCCUCCAUCAGAGGUCAGUGUGCGAGGGCCAUCAAGGGCUGAGGUAGGCACCUCUGUCUCACUUAGGUGUGACACCUCCAAGGCCAACCCUCCAGCCUCCCUCUCCUGGCUUGUCCAAGGUGAAGAGGUGCCCUCGCCAACAGUGGUGGUGAGCCGAGUGAGGUCAGGUGGGUGGGUGAGCUGGUCAAGGCUACUCCAGCGAGUGGAAGAGAGCCAGCUGAAGGAGAGUAAACAUCAAUUGCAGGUCGUUUGCAGAGCUCAUCACCAAAUCCUCACCCGACCCAUUUAUAAGACGCUCCUCAUUACUGUUAUAACAGAGACAAAACUGGAGGAUAAAAAUUUAAAGGAGGUGGUAUUCCCAAGGGGAAUACCACCUCAUUUAACACAGUCCACCAGCAAGUUAUACAGUACUUGGAUUGAGGAGGAGCACAAUGACAAAACAGAGGGUCUUAUAAUGAUCAUAAGAAAAAUUAUUGUAAAAGCAGAUAAAGAUAAACCACGAUUGUUGAUACUUGGUGACUUUAAUUUAAAACCAAUAGACUGGGAAGACUAUGAAUCAAGAACUGGAUUUUUCGACUUGUCUAUUCAUGAACUUCAUCCAGGAAUCUUUCAUGUAUCAACAUGUAAAACAUCCCACAUGAGUGAGAUAAGGUGA